AUGUCAUCCACCUUAUACGAUUCGACAUCGAUGUCAUCGACAUCAAGAUUAAAAUGGAAAUAUUUACAUCAAUCUAAAAACAGAUCAUACUAUAGCGAAAAACCAACACCAACUAAUCAUAUUCACCCGAAGCAAUCCUUAAAUAGUGAUUCAUCAACAUUGACAACAAAUGGGUCCAUAGAUAAUAAACAUCCACAUCAUUGUAUUCGAUCAUCAGCAUCAUCAUUAUUAUCGAUGCCCAUUACAAAUAAGUGUUCAACACAAUCGAUACUGCCAUCAUCUGAUCAACGAUUAAUAUGGCAAUUCAUUGCUCAUUAUGACAAUUAUCCAUCAGUGAUUGGCCGAUCAUCCAUUCGUAGCAGUAGUAAUCGCAAUCACCAUCAUGACCUAAAUAUCGAUAAUAAUAGUGGCGAAAGUGGUUUAACAUUUCUUCCAAAUUCAGCAGAUUUUAGGAAUAAAAAUCCUGCCGACAAACGUGGAUUACCUAAACAAGGCAAGCAAGAUGACCCUUUUUUGGAUAUUGCCGAAGGUAGUGGUGGACAACAUCAUCGAAAUCCAAACAAUCCGAAUGAAGAUGAAGAAGAUGAUGAUGAUGAUAAUUCUGAAAUUGAUGGUUCCGGAGCUGGUGAUUCGAUCAAUGAUAAACAAUCAUCUACUACAUCAUCGACAUCAACAUCCACUACAACAUCGACAACGACAACUACUACUACAACCACAACCACAACUACAACCAUGAAACCUAGUAUAAUGUCCACCACUGUUUUUCCACCAAAUACGCCCAAAUCUAAGAUUUGCAAAACUCCUAUCGAUGAUGAAGAUUUGGAAGGAUCUGGUGAUUGUAUUGAUAAUAACGAUAGCGAUAUAGAAGGAUCUGGAGCUUCCCACAUAGAUCAGGAAUCUGUAGCUGUGCCUAGCAGCAGCAGUACGACAGAAUCAUCAAUAGUUGAAAUUCCUUCGUGGACAACAUCGACUAUACGUCCAUUGACUACUUCAUCAUCAACAACCACGACAACUAGCCAACCGUCAAUGAUGACUCCAAGUGUUGAUGAUGUCGAAUUUCCAGAUUAUGUUACACCUCCAAAAUAUAUCCCACCACGUGCGCCAUCAGCUUCAGCGUCAUUCUUUGCACGACCCGGAAUUCUUGCAGCUGUCAUUGGUGGAACCGUGGUCGGAUUAUUGUGUGCCAUUCUGAUGGUCAUGUUUAUCGUAUAUCGUAUGCGUAAGAAGGAUGAAGGCAGCUAUCCUAUCGAUAAAACGACCAUAACAAAAACUUAUCGUGCCGCCCAUAAUCAUCAUCAUCAUGUGAAUCAUCAUCAUCCUCUUCAUAGUAACAAGCAAUAUGCGUAAUCUGAUGAUAUGGAUUUUUAUUGUGAUGCUUAUAAAGCACACAUUGAAAAAUCACACAUUUAUAGUGAUGAGCUCUGUA
Molecule: messenger RNA, 1426 nt
Organism: Dermatophagoides pteronyssinus (European house dust mite)
Lineage: Eukaryota; Metazoa; Arthropoda; Arachnida; Sarcoptiformes; Pyroglyphidae
Biological process (GO): cell migration
Cellular component (GO): cell surface; membrane
Source: RefSeq, a predicted model, not a curated record